This is a messenger RNA of Funneliformis caledonium, 501 nucleotides long. NCBI's taxonomy places the organism in Eukaryota, Fungi, Glomeromycota, Glomeromycetes, Glomerales, Glomeraceae. The record is from the annotation of a GenBank genome assembly.
AUGGAUAUUGCUUUUCUUCUUUCUAAUGCUGAUGACAUUCCUGGUUUACAUAUUUAUAGCUUUUUAUCAAUUAUAAUUCCAAUAGCUUUUAAUACAAUUGUGGCUAUAUUUUUAUUAUGUCUGGAAAUUAAAUAUAACAAAGAUUUUAGAGAUUGGUGUUGUGAUAAUGAAUUAACCGUUGCAUCAUAUACAAUAAUAUCAUGUGCUGAUGUAGAAGCUCUUCAUAUAUUAAAUACAUUCAUUAACGAUGUUAAUCCGAAUCUUAGACUUGAAUUAUUCAGAGCUUUAUUUUCGGCACCUAAAUUUGAAAAAAUCACUAAAUGGGUAACUUAUGCUGGUUGUUUUAAUAUUUUCUUGGAAGAAAUUCCACAAUUUAUUAUUCAGGUUUAUUAUCAAAAACAUAUAAUUUCUUAUACAAUUUUACCUUCUUUAACUCUUAUAUCAAGUUUAGUCACAUUAUGUGUUGGACAAAUAGAAGAUAUUGAAGUAUUAAUUAUUUAA